UCAGUGUAUUUAAAUAGUGUUUUUCUUUCUGCUGCUGAAGGUAACUGGAUUGAAAGUGGUGAGGUUUUACUGAAAGUACUGAGGAGGACUUCUCUAAAUCACAUGCUGAUGCACUGAUACCCAGUUUAUCUAAAUACUUCAAUGUCAGUUGAUUAAAAGGACCCAUAACAUAUAUUUUGAUAAUUAUGUUCAUCUGAAGUUGUAAGUGAGUAAUUUUAUCCUUUUAAUUUCUUUCUGUGGAAUUGGUUAGUUUUUGUGUAGUAUGGCAUUCCAUAGGUUAUAUAGGAGGUUUGUUAUACUAUUAAGGGGGAACUAUACUGUUGUGUCAAUGUAUAUUUGUUUUGUUCCAAUUUUUAAGGCUCUCUGUCUGAUGGAAAAUCUUAUUAGAAAAGGCAUAUACAUUGCAUGUGUUUAUGAAAAUAAAGACUUCAUUACAAAAUAUAAAUUCUUGAGUUGCCGUUUUAUUGUGCAAUCCUGAUGCUAAAUCGUUUAGAUGAUUAGAACUUGUGAAAGCACAACAUCUAUGCAGUCAAGCGGACAAAGGCUUGAGACCCAUGUUCUAUGUGGUUAGGUUAGUCUUUAUGGUGAUAUCAUUAAUCAUUUAUGGCCUUACGUCCUACCUCCCUUCCCAUUUGGAUAAGGGGGGGGGGGUUGUGGUGUUUCUGUUAUCUAACGACACAGAAAACCACACUGCUGUGGUCCUCCUCAACAAUAAGAGGUUUCCUGGUGCCCUUUCCUGUCACCUACCAGUUAACCACAGCCUUUGUGUCCUUUGCAGUUAAUCCUCUUGCAAUGUUUUGUAACCUUUUUAUAUUUUUACAUCAUACUGUAGUCUUCCAUCAUAUACUGGUGCCUAUCAGUGAUCUUAGUGCCAAAUGAGAAAUCCUCAGCCUGAGCCCACUAAAGUCAAGUGAUGUAAGGCCAGGCUAAAUUACAUUCAAAUGAUGUAGGGUUGGGAUGAGCCUAAACGCCCCCAUGCUUAUCACGGGACACUACCCCUUGCAAUACAGAUAACGCAGGUCGAGCUCAAAAACAUGGGUGCAGGUCAGAGAUAAGAGACCGUUUACGCUGAGUUGUGAGUUCACUGGCUCCAUGUGGGUUUUCAGUUAUUAGGCCUACCCUAUUACCUGCGUAUGUCUGCCACGUGCCUCCUUUGUUCCUCACAAUAAGGAACUUCAAUUAUGCAUGUCGAAAAAAUAGCCCACUACAACUAAAUGCAGUUGUCACUUAGAGUUGUGUUGUGGCCCCCAGCUUUCUCCAAGGUUCCCUGUGGUUUGGGGGGACAUAUUGUUCCAAUGGAAGCAUGUUGUAACCUUACUCUAGUCCCGCCCACAGACAUGAGUGAAAAUAUUUUGUAUGCUCCACCUCUACAGUUGGGUUUGAGUAAAAAGUAAACAGCUUGGCAUGGACACUCGCUCACACCUUAUCUCCUGUGAUGCACGCACAACUGUGUUGCACUAUCCAUAGUAUCUCGGAGACAGACUGUCACGAAGCGAGAUGGAGAAAACAGACGUUUGGAGCUGGGUGCCUACCAGUUAUGCAGUACAACAGAACGCGUAGGCCGCUUUGUUCUCAGAGGAGACAAAAAGAUGACAAACGAUAACCUGAAUAAGCUGUUGGUAUUUUGUGUAUUAUUUUGCGCUCAGAAAACGUCCAUCGUGCAUGGUGCACAAGCUUUGGAAACUAAAGUGGCUCUGCUGCUCCACGCUGAGCCAGAGAAUCCAAAGUGCUUUGCUGAAGGGAUGUCAGACCUCACCUGCUUCUGGGAGGAGGAUGAGGAAAGGGCUGGCUCUGCUGACCAAUACUCAUUCAUAUACACAUACCAGAAUGAGAACAGCAGUGAGUGUUCCGUAACUGCCCUACCAGCAGCAGGUGGCAAGAGGCUGUAUUUUUGCAGGUUGUCCCAGACUCAAUUAUUUGUGCCCCUUGACAUCCGGGUGUUUCGGGACGACCUGCUGAUCCACAACCGCAGUCUCUUCAUUGAACUUGUCUUCCUGUUAGACCCGCCUGCCAAUCUGACAUUGACGAGUACAGGGAUGCAGGGGCAGCUGAAGGCCAGCUGGCUGCCUCCCUCUCUCAAGUACAUGGGUGACAGCAUGAUGUACGAGGUCAGCUACGCCAUGGCAGGGAGCCACAUUGGAAAGGUGGAGGAGGUGCAAGCCAGCUCUGAGCUCAUCUUGCGUGGUCUGCAGUCAGGCACUAAGUACAAGGUGCACAUUCGUGUCAAACUGGACGGCAUCAGCUACAGCGGCUACUGGAGCGCCUGGACUGACCCGGUACUGAUGGAAACAAUGCCUGGUGACUUGGACCCUCUCAUCGUGUCCCUGAGUCUCAUCAUCUCUCUCGUCCUCACCCUGCUGUCUCUCCUUGUGCUCAUGUCUCAUCGCAGGUUCCUGUUGAAGAAGAUCUGGCCAAUCAUUCCCACCCCUGAAAGCAAGUUCCAAGGCCUCUUUAAGGUUUAUGGCGGUGACUUUCAGGAGUGGUUGGGCCACAGCACUGGAGGCUUAUGGUUGAGGCCAACCUACUUCUACUCCGAGGAAUUCCCUGCACCACUAGAGGUGCUCUCAGAGGUUAGCCUUGGUCCCGCCUUACCCAGCUCCGCUUUGCCGCCCAAGGCCUCAGAGGCACUUGGUGAGGAGGAUGAAGACGAGAAGCUAAAGAGGGUGGAUUCUGCAUUGAUGGAGGGGUGGAGAGAAACCCCCCAGGAGCACUGGCCGAUGGACCAGCUCCGGGCUAUUCAUCAGCACCCUGCACCCUGGACCCAGUCUUCUCUACUUGAGUCCCAUGAUGCCUAUGUCACCCUCAAUGCUCAGAACCACAGUGGGGAGGAGCCUCUGGAUGACAUAUUGGAAGAAACCUUGCCCCUGCAGGUUCUCUUUGCCUCUGGAAGGACAUCCUCUGAAUCUCGAUCAGACUUGGGCUCCUUCCAACAGAGCUCAGGAUUGGGCCGCCUCUCGUCCCAGUCCAGUUUUGAGUACCCAAACCACACCUGGCCGCCCAAGGGCCCUGGGUACACCUACAUGGCAGUGGCCGACUCAGGCGUCUCCAUGGAUUACAGUCCGAUGAGCUCAAGUAAGAUCGAUGACAUUGGGAAGGGAGUUAUCUAUACCAAUGAGUACAAGAACGAGAUCCCUGCACACAGAAGACCCAUAGGUACGCCCAUCCACGUUGCAUUCUGAAUUAAGGCUAACAAGACUAUGAACUGAGGCUUAAAGGUCCAUUGAAGCUGAAAAACAGUUGGGAUGUUUGGCCAAGGCUUCUACAUGGACUCCAUCUUCUUGUCAGUGGAAUGUAAAAAGCCAGGGUGUAGGCUACUCUCUUAACUAUGAGAUAACAGACAAAGCAACAUUUAAGCUCAAAGGCUUUGGUGAGGAAAAGUCAAAGGUAUCCCUGGUAAGGAUUUCAUAAUACUUUUGGAUGUCACAAGCUCAUUCUCACAAUAUCCCUUCAAUCGGAAGGCAAAUGUUUGAGAAAUACAUGACCAACGGAAACACUCUAAAGUUGAUAUUAUACAACACAUGUAAUGUGUAUGUUCUAAGAUCAUUGGAUCUUGUAGGUCAAUUUAUAAGGUUAUUUUCUAUAUUUUUAUUGGAAUAACUAGAUAAUGUUGACACUUUCAUUGUAAAUAUUGUGUUUGUCUAUUGUGUAUUGUACAAGAGUAUCACUAAGAUGUAGCCAUGGUCUUAACAUGAAGCUCCUGCGAGAAUGAAGAGCUACUGUAGGAUGUGCAGGAAUGUGUUUAGGCAAUGUGUCACAUUUCAGUAUGAUGCUAUUGUACACCUCUUGCUUGCAAUGCUUAGAUCAACAAAGGUUGUAAAAGUCAUGAUGGUUCCAGUGUUUGAAUGUUUGUACAUUUGUCUAUCUAAUUGUCACCUCAUUGAAUCUUACAUAUUAUCAUGCAUUUUGAGAGGCCAUAAUUGUUGAAACUGUAAAUAAUUCAAAUGACAUUUUUUGGGAGGUUUAAAUAAACACCAGUUUGUUGAAAAUGUAGGUAAUUCCUCCCACCCAACAAACAAAAAUAGUGAUUUGGCUAAAUGUAUGAGUAGAUUGAAAAAACAUUGUCACAUUUUAAGUUGUUCCAUUGGUGAAAAAGAGUUGUUUACAUCAACACAUGUUAAUAUGACAAUUCAAUGUGGUAGGGCAAGCAUACUCAACUCUGACCCUACGAGGUCCGGAGCCUGCUGCUCUUCUGUUCUACCUGGUAAUUCAUUUCACACACCUGAAGUCACAGGUCUAAAUCGGUCCCUGACUAGAGGGGAACAAUGAAAACAUGCAGUUGAACUGGCUUUGAGGUCCAAAAUUGAGAUUGAGGGUGGUAGAGUAUCGCAAUAUAUUUUUCAUGGCAAAAUGGAAACAGAAAGCAGAUGAAACUCUUCGGUCCUUUAAAAACCUGCUGUAUGUAAAAUAUUGUGCGCAAUAGCUUGGGAAAUAAAUACAUGUGACUCUGGAUGACAGCAAAAUUAUUUGCUUUCAACAUUAGGGCUGUUUUCCUAAAGAAGUUAAAUCUAUUUCAUGUUUUGUUUCUUUGCCAAGAUAGUGGUAUCGUCCCGUUCCUUAGAAUGUGGACAGUAGUUGAGUAGCCUGGGCAUUGGGGAAAAGGGUAUUGGACGUCAUAACAAGUGAAGUUCACAACAAUUUCCUUAUACGAGUGACCUAGAUCUUAGCAUAAUGAGAUGAGGUUCUGAUUUGUCCAGAGAAGAUAAGGAGCACAAUCCCCUCACAGAACACAGUUAUAGAACAUAUCUUUUAAAAACAACCAAAGUGAACAUUUGUUUAGAAAAGGCUCCAAUCAAACAUGUUUAUUUUUUGUUUACUAACAUUUAGAAUAUUAACUAGUUCCUCAUUUUUCUAUCUUUAAACCCUUUAGUUUUCAGUUAUUUUCAGUGUUCAUUUCUAAACAAACUGGUGAAUGUUUCCUGACUUUUUCCUCACAUGUUAUGAUAAUACUGUGAUGAUUACCUAUACGAAACUUCUGACAAGCAUUUCUGUAACUCAGUAUCUCUUUAUGGUCAACAAAAAUGUCAUUAUAAUGCCUGAAACAUAACAAAUGUUAAUCAAUUCUGAAGCGCUUCCAUAUUAGAUAUCUUCAAUGUUUUUUUUUGUACUAAUAUGAUUUAAAAAUGUAUGGCAUUAAAGCAAAUGUUAUUGGUCACAUA
This is a messenger RNA of Oncorhynchus keta (chum salmon), 5156 nucleotides long. RefSeq names its product erythropoietin receptor (gene epor). NCBI's taxonomy places the organism in Eukaryota, Metazoa, Chordata, Actinopteri, Salmoniformes, Salmonidae. The coding region runs from base 1590 to 3179 and encodes 529 amino acids. The record is from RefSeq and is a predicted model, not a curated record. Gene Ontology annotation, biological process: hemopoiesis; cytokine-mediated signaling pathway; positive regulation of cell population proliferation. Gene Ontology annotation, cellular component: membrane; external side of plasma membrane. The transcript is spliced from 8 exons. Gene Ontology annotation, molecular function: cytokine receptor activity; protein binding.